AUGGGAUUAGAAAUGAUGCAACAGAUAAAUAAUAAUAUUGAUGCGGUGAUAUUGCCGACAACAAUUGAUGGUUGCAAUUUAACAGUGUGUAUGGCCUUAGCUAUCAAAACACGUAAUCCAAAGGUGCAAGUUAUUGAACACAAACAUUAUAUUCUUACAUGUAUUAUUGAUCUUGAUUUUAAAUUUUAUACAGAUGUACUGGUGGUGGCUGAGAUAAUUAAAUCUGAAAAUGAAAAAAAUUUAAUAAUAUCUUGGAACGAAACUAAAGGAAAGUCAAAUGUUUGCUUGUACGACAAAGAUGAUAAUCUAUUAGCAGAAUGUAAUAAUGCAAUUAAUCGAUAUUUAGCAAGAAGUAUAAAUCCUACAUUGUAUGGUAAUACUUGUCCCCGUGAAAGAACAGAAAUCGACCACUGGAUAACUUUCGCUUUGGUUUUGCAAAAUAAAGAAAACAUCAAAGAUCAUUUGGACAAUCUGAAUAACAUAUUAAUAACACGGACAUGGCUGGUUGGCAAAAAUCUAACAUUGGCUGACAUUCAUGUAUUUUCCGUUUUGCAGUCUCGAGAUUACAUAAAAUCUUAUGAAAAAGAUUAUUGUAACAUCACUAGAUGGUACAAUCAUGUGGAAUCACUUUCUGCCAUUCAAAAUGCAAUGCUCAUGAUUGCGAAAAACUGUUCUCACCUUUCAAAACCAAAGAAUGUGAAUUCCGAAGAAGAAAAAUCCAUUCCUAAUCAAACAAAAACAAGGAAACAGGAGGGCAAAUUUAUUGAUCUACCUGGAGCAGAAAUGGGCAAAGUAGUAGUACGAUUCCCCCCAGAAGCAAGUGGCUACCUGCACAUUGGUCAUGCCAAAGCAGCUCUCUUAAAUCAGUAUUAUGCCGAGUCUUUUAAAGGAAUACUUGUUAUGAGAUUUGAUGACACAAAUCCAGCGAAAGAAACUGUAGAAUUUGAAGAAGCUAUACUGGAAGAUCUAAAAUUACUACAAAUUAAGCCCGAUCGUUUUACGCAUACUUCGGAUUAUUUUGAAGUAUUACUAAAGUAUUGCAAUGAAUUAAUUAUGAAUGGAAAAGCAUAUGUGGAUGGUACACCAGCGAAUAUUAUGAAAGAAGAACGUGAUCAACGAAUAAAGUCUAAAUAUAGAGAUAACUCCAUUGAAGAAAAUCAGAAAUUAUGGCAAAAAAUGAUACAAGGUACCGAAGAAGGACAACGGUAUUGUGUCAGAGCGAAAAUUGAUUAUCAAUCAACGAACGGAUGCAUGCGUGAUCCAACAAUUUAUCGUUGCAAGCCAGAAUCUCAUCCACGUACUGGAAAUAAAUACAAAGUAUAUCCUACAUAUGAUUUCGCUUGUCCGAUUGUCGAUUCUAUUGAGAACAUCACUCACACUUUGCGCACAACGGAGUAUCAUGAUAGAGACGUUCAAUUUUAUUGGAUUCUCGAUGCUCUGGGAUUACGUCGUCCAUAUAUAUGGGAAUAUUCACGAUUAAACAUGACUUACACUGUUCUGUCUAAGCGCAAAUUAACUUGGUUCGUAAAUGAAGGUUUGGUCGAUGGAUGGGACGAUCCACGUUUUCCGACAGUGCGAGGUAUUCUGAGACGAGGAAUGACCGUCGAGGGCUUGAAACAAUUCAUCAUCGCACAAGGUAGUUCCAGAUCUGUGGUCUUUAUGGAGUGGGAUAAAAUAUGGGCUUUUAACAAGAAAGUCAUUGAUCCUGUUGCAAUCAGAUAUACUGCACUGGAUUAUGGAAUGAUACCAGUUAAUGUAGUAGAUGCCAAAGAAGAAUGGUUGACGAUACAAAAUCAUCCUAAAGAUCCGUCCAAAGGUACCAAACGAGUACGAGUGGGCCCUAAGAUAUUGAUAGAAAGGAAAGAUGCCGAAAGUUUAACUGAAGGAAAGAAUGCAACAUUUAUCAACUGGGGCAAUUUAAUGAUACAGAAAAUAAAUAAACAUGCCGAGAGUAUAAUAGAUGUGGAGGCACGAUUAAAUUUGGAGGACAAAAAUUACAGAAACACCAUUAAAAUUACGUGGUUGGCAGAAUCAUUACCCGAAUCUGAUGUAAAUGCAGAAAAAUCAAAUCCAAUAAAAUGUUACGCCGUGUACUUCAAUCACAUUAUGACGGUACCGGUUUUGGGCAAAGACGAUGAUUUUAAACACUUUGUUGCCAAGGAUACAAGAAAAGAAAUUCAGAUGCUGGGUGAAGUGGAGUUAAAACGCGUAAAGAAGGGAGAGAUAAUUCAGCUUCAGAGAAAGGGAUUUUUUAUUUGUGAUGUUCCAUAUGCACCAAUCAGCCCUUAUUCAUCAAAAGAACAACCUGUUAUAUUAUUCCAUAUACCUGAUGGACAUAUGACGCCUGCUGUAUCAUCGUGCAAUCAACAGGAAAAACAUAUGAUAAGCAAUACAAAACCGGAAAGAAAAGAGGAUUUAAAAGAAACAGUAGAAAAAAUAUCUGAAGAAAUAAAGAAACAAGGAGACAAAAUUCGAAAUUUAAAAAGCUCAAACGCCGACAAGAGUAUCCUUGAUCAAGAAGUGAAAAUUCUCUUGAACUUGAAAAGCGACUAUAAAAAUGCGACUGGUCAGGAUUGGAAACCAACUGAUGCUAAUGCUAAUAAUACUAGUAAUGCAAAGCCAGAAAACAAAGACAAUUCAAAAGCAGAUGAAAUAUCCGAAGAGAUAAGAAAGCAAGGUGACAAAAUACGAAAUCUGAAAAGCUCGAAAGCCGAAAAGAAUAUCAUUGAUCAAGAAGUGAAAAUUCUCUUAAACUUGAAAAGCGACUAUAAAAAUACAACUGGUCAGGAUUGGAAACCAAUUGAUGCUAAUGCUGCUAGUAAUGCAAAGCCAGAAAACAAAGACAAUUCAAAAGCAGAUGAAAUAUCCGAAGAAAUAACGAAACAAAGAGAAAAAACACGAAACCUAAAAAGCUUGAAAGCCGACAAGAGCAUUAUUGAUCAUGAAAUGAAGGUUCUUUUAAGUUUGAAAAAUGAUUAUAAAAGUAUAACUGGUCAGGAUUGGAAACCAAUUGAUGCUAAAAUUAGUAAUAUAAAACCAGAAAAUAAAGAUAAUUUAAACAUAGAGAAAAUAUGUGAAAAAAUAAUUGAUCAAAACGAUACAGUGCGAUAUUUAAAGAUUUUGAGAGCCGAGAAAAGCGUUAUUGCCAAAGAAGAGAAAAUUCUCUUGAGCUUGAAAAAUGAUUAUAAAAAUGCGACUGGUCGGAAUUGGAAACUUCCAGACUCAGCCACCAAAAAAAGAAAGCAGAAUAUUCUUAAAUCCGGAAAAAAACCUCCGGAGAAAGAAGUGGCGAAAAACACAAAUAGUAAAGAUGAAGAUACAAGUAAAACGGGGACGAGAUUAGGUCUGGAAGCGAAAAAGGAGGAGAACUUUUUUGAUUGGUACUCGCAAGUCAUCACAAAGAGCGGAAUGAUCGAAUAUUACGAUGUAUCGGGAUGUUAUAUCCUUCGCCCGUGGGCUUUCGCGAUUUGGAAGAUAAUAAAGGAGUAUAUUGACAAGGAGAUAACAGCACUCGGUGUUGAAGAAUGCUACUUCCCGAUUUUUGUUACCCGUGGUGUAUUGGAAAAAGAAAAGGCACAUAUAUCGGACUUUGCGCCAGAAGUAGCGUGGGUGACAAAAUGUGGCGAGUCCGAUCUGGCGGAGCCGAUAGCUAUACGGCCCACUUCAGAAACUGUUAUGUAUCCGGCUUAUGCUAAAUGGUUGAGAUCAGACACCGAGUUACCACUUAGGCUCAAUCAGUGGAACAACGUUGUGAGAUGGGAAUUUAAAGAUCCCAAACCUUUCUUACGUACUAGAGAAUUUUUGUGGCAAGAGGGUCACACUGCGUUCGCAACGAAGGCGGAAGCGGAGGAGGAAGUAUUGAUCAUCUUAGAUAUGUAUGCCAGAGUUUACGAGGACCUGCUGGCGGUGCCUGUCAUUAAAGGUCGCAAAACUGAAAAAGAAAAAUUCGCAGGCGGCGAUUACACCACCACCGUCGAAGCAUUUAUUUCGACUAAUGGUCGUGCGAUACAGGGAGCGACGAGCCAUCACUUAGGACAAAACUUCUCAAAGAUGUUUAACAUCCAAGUAGAAGGUAUUGCGGAUGGAGAUGAAAAGACAUUUGUUUAUCAGAAUUCAUGGGGUUUAACUACACGAACAAUUGGAGUCAUGAUAAUGGUGCACGGAGAUGAUCAAGGUUUAGUAUUACCCCCAAAUGUAGCAUCUAUACAAGCUGUUGUAAUCCCCUGCGGUGUAACUGCAAAUAUGCCUGAGUCAAAGAAAAAGGAACUUCAAACCGAAUGUGUUUCAUUGGUCAAUCAGUUGAGUAAAGAGGGUAAAUUUAGAGUCAAGGGAGAUUUUAGAAGUAAUCGAACACCUGGAUGGAAAUACAAUCACUGGGAGUUGAAAGGUGUACCAAUAAGAAUCGAAUUGGGUCCUCGAGAUAUGGAAAGAAAUCAAGUAAUAUUUGUUCGAAGGGAUAAUUCUGAACGAAUAACUGUCAAGAGAAGUGAUGUGAUUACAUCGUUAGCUUCCACGCUAACAGAAGUGCAAGAUACAUUAUUAUCAAAAGCAAGAACGAAGUUAAAUGAGCAUAUUAAACGGGUAGAAAAGUGGAGCGAUUUUUGUCUCGAACUUAAUAAAAAAAAUUUAUUAUUGUCGCCUUUCUGUGGUAAACCGGAAUGUGAGGAUAACAUUAAAACGGAUAGUGCAAGAGAGAACGUUAGUGAUGAACCUGGAGCACUAUCAAUGGGCGCUAAGAGUCUUUGUAUACCAUUUGAACAGCCAAAAUUAACAAAACCAAUCGAUGAAUUAGAGUGUAUUUAUCCUACUUGUACGAACAAGCCGAAAUUUUAUACACUUUUCGGACGUAGCUACUAACCAUUGAUAAAAAUGAAGUUUAUUUAUAUAUAUAUAUAUAAAACAUA
This is a messenger RNA of Pogonomyrmex barbatus (red harvester ant), 4904 nucleotides long. It is a transcript of the gene GluProRS, whose product is annotated as Glutamyl-prolyl-tRNA synthetase. Gene Ontology annotation, molecular function: proline-tRNA ligase activity; ATP binding; glutamate-tRNA ligase activity. The record is from RefSeq and is a predicted model, not a curated record. Gene Ontology annotation, biological process: glutamyl-tRNA aminoacylation; prolyl-tRNA aminoacylation; translation. Gene Ontology annotation, cellular component: aminoacyl-tRNA synthetase multienzyme complex; cytoplasm. Lineage: Eukaryota; Metazoa; Arthropoda; Insecta; Hymenoptera; Formicidae.